CGACGUAUUCACUUUAAAUAAGUCCUUUUGUGAGGUCAGAUUAAAAACCGGUUAACUCACGGGAUACAAUAAGAAUUUGAGUCUUAAUUUUUGUGUUAGGAAAGAAAAUGUCUAAAGCCAUUAAGAAAAUUAUUAGCACAUCCAAUGCAAUUAAACCAGUUGGACCUUAUAGCCAAGCCGUGGUGUUAGAUAAAACGGUUUACGUCUCUGGAGUCUUAGGUAUAGAUAAAGAAACAUCAAAAUUAGUUGAAGGUGGUACAAUACCUCAAGCUCGUCAAGCAUUAAAGUGGCUUGGAGUUAUUUUGGAAGCUUCAGGAUCUAGUUAUGAUAAUAUAGUUAAAACACAAAUAUUUUUGAACAAUAUUAACGACUUAGGAGCAGUUAAUGAAGUCUAUAAAGAAUUUUUUAAAGGCGAUUAUCCCGCUCGUUCUUCUUUUCAAGUUGGAAAGUUACCUCUAGGAGCUGAUAUUGAAAUAGAAGCUGUUGCGGCCGUUGGUGAAGUCACCACAAUUUCAGCUAAGAUGUAAAACAUAGUGUAUAUUAAAUAAAGUUUGUGUUAUCUAAGUAAA
Molecule: messenger RNA, 569 nt
Organism: Onthophagus taurus
Lineage: Eukaryota; Metazoa; Arthropoda; Insecta; Coleoptera; Scarabaeidae
Product: rutC family protein UK114-like
Cellular component (GO): mitochondrion; cytosol
Molecular function (GO): deaminase activity
Source: RefSeq, a predicted model, not a curated record